GCACUGUCAGUCCUCCUCAGUUUCGCUCGGCUGUCCGUGCAACGGAGUUGACGCUCCUCGUCAGAUCUGCCGCACGUCCGCCCGCGAUCAUCCCCUUUCGCGCGCGCGAGAGAGAAGGAGGGCCGCCGCGCGUGUCGAUCGUCGCCGCGCCGCGCGCGACCGGCCGCUCGAUCGGCGCCGCGACGCGCCGGAGACACGCCUGUCGCCGACAGGAAACGGACGGUGGACUCUGGUCGCGUGACUUCCUGGUGACAAGCGCGUUUCGGAGAGGGCCCGUCGGCCCUCUCGUCCCGCCUUGCCGAUGCCGAUCUCUUUGCGCCCCGACGGAGCCGGGGGAUCAUCAAGCGGAACGUGUGAAGGAGGGUGAAAUUGAAUCGCGGCUCGACUACUCGAUUUGCGUCUCCCCCCCCCGGGGGAGGAGUGGCGGGGAGAAGUAAAACACACGUUGAUUACUUCGAACGGCAACGUGAGCGAUGAUCAGCGAGUGACUUUGCCGGGAGUAGUAGUAUACGAUAAGACGACGGGAAAACGUGGGGGUGAGACAAGGAUCUGGAGGGAUGCACGUAUCACGCCCCGCCGGCGCUUUUCAAUUACGCGAAUCUAGAUCACGAAGCUGUUAGCGAAUUAAGCGGGCUCGAGAGAGCGGGACUAUGCGGGCUGAGUGCGAGAUGGAAAGAGGGAAAUAAUAACGAUCGCACGCCGUCGUCGUCGUCGUCGUCGUCGUCGUCGUCGUCGCGAGAUGAGAAAUCGUGCUGCGGGAAUAGCAGCACUCGAAGCAGCGGAUCGUCCGAGGCAGACGUAACGGAUGUCCCAUGGAGCGUGCAGGAGGCGACGAGAAAAACCGGCGACCGUCGAUUUGUCCGCCGAUAAGCUCGCCCUGAUUCCGCCACCCGGCGCACGUUGCCGUUGCCAAUUUUCGCCGUGCAAAGUACGAAAUUCGCGGGUCGUUUUACAGGCCUGCGAGCAAUCGCUCACCCACUCCCUUUCCCUCUCCCCCCCCCCCCCUCGAUCUCCCCGAACCCCGAGGAUCGAUCGGAGAUCGGAGCGCACGAGGAAGAAAUUGACCGGCAUCGCCUCCGAGAAAACGACUAUGAGAGAUAAAAAAUGAGGUGUCUAAUCUUGACCCUUGGUCUGCUGGUUUCGGUGCAAGGACCCACCCGUUGCACGGCCGAUCACAGGACACACGAGAAUCGUGCAUCGGAGCCGCUCGAUCGAGGGCCGUACUUUGAUGUCUCGGUCUCUCGCAACGUGACAGCCCUCGUCGGGAAAACGGCGACGCUGAAUUGCCGAGUACGAAAUUUAGGCGACCGAACGGUGUCGUGGGUGAGACACAGGGACAUCCAUCUUCUCACCGUGGGCGUCGAGACGUACACGUCGGACCAGAGAUUCGUCGCGUCGCAUUUUCCUCACACGGAGGACUGGACGCUACAAGUGAAAUACCCUCAACGACGGGAUUCCGGCACAUACGAGUGUCAAGUGUCGACGACGCCGCCCAUAGGUCAUUCCAUGCACCUCUCCGUCGUCGAGCCUGUGACGUCGAUCGUCGGAGAACCGGAAAUGUACAUAAACAAGGAUAGCACUAUGAACUUGACCUGCGUCGUACGGCACAGUCCCGAACCACCCCUAACCAUUUAUUGGACUCACGAUCAUGAGGUGAUCAAUUAUGACAGUCCGAGAGGCGGAGUAUCAGUUAUCACGGAGAAGGGCGAGGUAACGACGUCAUACCUUUUAAUUCAACGUGCUCAACCGGCGGACAGCGGACAAUACACCUGCCAUCCCAGUAACGCUAACACAAAGACAGUCUUAGUUCACGUACUUAAUGGGGAACAUCCAGCUGCGAUGCAGCACGGCGGGCAGCUCAGAUUAGCCAAUUUACCUUUUGUAAUGAUCUCGACGACGCUUUUGACCUUCCUGAAUCAUCCUUACUAGACGUAGAGCUGGACCAUUGUAAAUGUUAGAUUUGGAUAUAUUUCUUUCGAUUUUUCUUUCGCACUUGAUCAUUCCAUUUUCCUCGAGAAAGAGAGAAGACUACCUAUCUAACCUACCUACCUACCUACCGCUCUGAAUUCUCACUCAACGCAGCUCGUCUGAAUAAACGAUCGAUUAAAUAAACUGCACAAGUUCGAGACUCUUUCUACGCGAUAACGUGAUUUACAUUGUAUGUACACUUAUUGUUUGGGUAUGUUGUUAUCAAAGACUGCUACUAGCGUCGUUCCCUAUGAUUUAUUGUGUCAUCAAAUAUUUUUAAAUGGAAAAUAGUGUUUUAUAUAAGUAACACAGUCCUCAAUCAAACUAGUCUUUAUACCUUGUGAGAAUAUUCGUAAAUAUUCUUUAUGGACUGUAAACUUCGCCUCCGUAUUGUCUGCAUCAAUAAGCGUAUCUCGCAAAAGUCUGCAGGCGAAUGUAAUGGACGUGAGAGAGGAUCGUACUUUGGAACGAAAAAAAAAAAUCAUAACGUAAUAAAAGAUAUAUAAGAAUAAAAUCGAUAGCGAUGUACCGAAACACAAAAGCGACAGAACGGUCUCGUGUGGCA
This is a messenger RNA of Monomorium pharaonis (pharaoh ant), 2533 nucleotides long. RefSeq names its product SPEG neighbor protein. The transcript is spliced from 6 exons. Lineage: Eukaryota; Metazoa; Arthropoda; Insecta; Hymenoptera; Formicidae. The coding region runs from base 1105 to 1929 and encodes 274 amino acids. Gene Ontology annotation, cellular component: neuron projection membrane. The record is from RefSeq and is a predicted model, not a curated record. Gene Ontology annotation, biological process: synapse organization.